AUGAAAGAGAAGAAGGAAGGCUCGUACGGCCGAGGGGAGGCCUCAUCGUCCGACGGCCCGGACAAUGCCAUCGCACACGAUGCCGUCUUUGGAGAGAUUACAUCAGAAGGACCCAACUACCGGAGCGUUGGGUGGCUGGGUACGUCGGUGCUCAUGAUGAAGACGCAAAUCGGCCUCGGCGUCCUGUCCAUCCCAUCGAUAUUCGACACGCUCGGCAUGGUCCCGGGAGUCGUGCUCCUGUGCGUGAUAGGCGGCAUCACGACCUGGUCCGACUUCAUCGUCGGCACUUUCAAGCUCCGUCACCCCCACGUCUACGGUAUCGACGACGCCGGAGAGCUGAUGUUCGGAUGGAUCGGCCGUGAGGUCCUCGGUGCUGCGUUCUGCUUGUUGUUCACCUUCACCUCCGGCUCGGCCAUGUUGAGCAUCUCCAUCGCCCUCAACGCCCUAUCCGUUCACGCGACGUGCACCGCCGUGUUCGUGGCCGUGGCCGCCAUCAUCGGUUUCGGCUUCUCCAGCCUGCGGACCCUGGGACGCAUCAGCUGGCUGGCCUGGAUCGGCGUCAUCAGUAUAGUCGUUGCCGCUAACGAACGCCUUCGCCCAGUCCUCACCGUGACCAUCGCGGUGAGCCUCCAGGACCGGCCCGCCGCGGCGCCGCAGGACGCCGUGUGGAAAUCCGACUUCAAGAUCGUCAACACGCCCUCCUUCACCCAGGCCAUCGGCGCCAUCUCGUCCCUGGUCUUCUCGUACGCCGGCACCCCGGCCUUCUUCUCCAUCGCGGCCGAGAUGCGCGACCCGCACCACUACACGCGCUCGCUCGUGCUCUGCCAGUCCGUCGUCACCAUCGUCUACGUGGCCGUCGGCGUCGUCGUCUACUACUACUGCGGAUCCUACGUGUCGUCGCCGGCCCUCGGUUCCGCCGGCCCCAUCGUCAAGAAGGUCGCCUACGGCCUUGCGCUCCCUGGGCUGAUCGUCUCGGCGGCCGUGAUGCUUCACCUGGCUAGCAAGCACAUCUUCGUCCGUAUCCUGAGAGGAUCCAAGCACCUGGCCGCGAACACCCUGGUCCACUGGUCGACGUGGCUCGGCUGCACGUUCACCAUCUCGUUGGUGGCAUACCUCAUCGCCAGCGGCAUCCCCGUCUUCAACAGCCUGAUCUCCCUCAUCGGCGCCCUCCUGGGCACCAUGAUUUCGUUCCAGCCGAUGGGCUGCAUGUGGCUGUACGACAACUGGAGCAAGGGCAGGCAGGCCCCUACUCUCGGGUGGUAUCUCAUGGUCGCUUGGAGUUGUUUCGUCAUCCUCUCGGGAACGUUCCUGACGAUCGCCGGAACUUACAGUGCCAUUGUUGGCAUCAUCGACGAUUACAGCAAAUCAGGGGGUUCGGCCGCGUGGUCUUGUGCUGACAACUCAAACUCCAUAUGA
Molecule: messenger RNA, 1416 nt
Organism: Colletotrichum higginsianum IMI 349063
Lineage: Eukaryota; Fungi; Ascomycota; Sordariomycetes; Glomerellales; Glomerellaceae
Product: Transmembrane amino acid transporter
Exons: 5
Coding region: 1-1416 (471 amino acids)
Biological process (GO): amino acid transmembrane transport
Cellular component (GO): vacuolar membrane
Molecular function (GO): amino acid transmembrane transporter activity
Source: RefSeq, a predicted model, not a curated record